Molecule: messenger RNA, 1689 nt
Organism: Nylanderia fulva
Lineage: Eukaryota; Metazoa; Arthropoda; Insecta; Hymenoptera; Formicidae
Product: annexin B9
Biological process (GO): endosome transport via multivesicular body sorting pathway
Cellular component (GO): cytoplasm; vesicle membrane; plasma membrane
Molecular function (GO): phosphatidylserine binding; calcium ion binding; calcium-dependent phospholipid binding
Source: RefSeq, a predicted model, not a curated record
CAAAUACGUGUUGAUCUCCACGUGAGGCAACGCAGAGGUGACGUUCCACUUGAGAAUCGCAACGUGGGAUCAUCCUCUCAUCCUCGUUGCUCCCCGAAGGUCGAACAGGGACAGAUCACGUCUCGGAACGUCGCGAUCGACCAAGUGGAACAUGUCGAACGCGGAGUUUUGUAAUCGUCUCUCUCUCUCUCUCUCUCGCAAUCGCUUCGCCUUGGGAGUCGCGAUGCGAUGACGUGAUUCGUGAAAGUGGGUGUGUCCUGUCGGCGGCGACUCUGUCCAACUUCAGUGUUAACCGGCAUUCGUGCGGAUCGGAAUCGUUCUACCUCUGUUGAUCAGCGCGAAUUUUUCCACCGAUCUUAUUAAAGGGCUAAAUUUUAGGGAGUGUUCUUCCUUAAAACGCGAUCUUGUCACAUCGUCCCUUAUCUCGAGAGGAAUUUUCUGUCAAUUACUACAUCGAGGAAAAGGAAGAGACAAUGUCGCAACAACAAUAUUAUCCCUUCAAGUGCACCCCGACUGUUUAUCCUGCCGAGCCGUUCGACGCGAACGCGGACGCUGCUAUCCUGCGUAAAGCGAUGAAAGGCUUUGGUACGGACGAGAAGGCGAUCAUUGAUGUGCUCACGAAGAGAGGCAUAGUGCAGAGACUGGAGAUCGCAGAGGCAUUUAAGACUCUCUACGGGAAGGAUCUAAUCAGCGAUCUGAAGAGCGAGCUAACUGGGAAACUGGAGGAUGUCGUUGUUGCCCUUAUGACCCCAUUGCCGCAUUACUAUGCCAAAGAGUUGCACGACGCGGUGAGCGGGAUGGGUACCGACGAGGAAGCGAUCGUCGAAAUACUGUGUACUCUCAGUAACUACGGCAUCCGUACGAUCGCUGCGUUUUACGAGAAUUUGUAUGGCAAAACGCUUGAGAGCGAUCUCAAGGGCGACACGUCCGGCCAUUUCAAAAGGUUACUGGUGUCUCUCAUACAGGCAAACAGGGAUGAAAAUCAAGGAAUCGAUCAAGUCCAAGCUGCCGCUGAUGCUCAAGCGUUAUUUGAUGCUGGUGAAAAACAAUGGGGUACAGAUGAAUCGCAAUUUAAUGCGAUUUUAGUAUCGCGCAGCUAUCAGCAACUGCGACAAACGUUUAUCGAGUAUGAGAAAGUAUCUGGACAUGACAUAGAAGUUGCUAUAAAGAAGGAAUUUUCUGGCAACAUCGAGAAAGGUCUACUUGGAAUAGUAAAAUGUGUGAAGUCAAAGGUCGGAUUCUUUGCUGAGCGUCUGUACGCUAGUAUGCACGGCAUAGGCACAAAGGAUCGAACGCUGAUCCGUAUAAUUGUAUCUCGAAGCGAAAUCGACUUGGGAGAUAUUAAAAAGGCAUUCGAGGAACGUUAUGGAAAGUCACUGGAAAGUUGGAUAGCUGGAGACACUUCCGGAGACUACAAAAAGGCACUUCUUUCUCUGGUUUCCACAUAAUUCUGACAACACAAUUAAGACUUACACACUUUGUCCUAUUUAUGCACAGUAAUUGUAUCUAUAAAAAAGCGAAUUUAUAAAUAUACUUGCACAAAUUCCAGCUUAAUAUUGCUUAGUGUACUAAUAAGAAAUUAGAGAAAGUAUGGCAUUUUCAAAUAUUACUGUUGUAAUAUUUACUUGUUUAUGUGUGCAUAAAAUCUCUACUGUAUUAUAUAUAUAAAUCAAAAAAAUGUUUUGAAUA